CCCGCGCGCGCGCCCCAGCGCUCCCCCCCUCCCGCCCAGGGCCAAGAUGGCGGCGCUGAGCAGCGGCAGGAGCGCCGAGGGGGCCUCGCUCUUCAACGGGGACGCCGAGACCGAGCCGCCGCCGCCGCCGCCCCCAGCGCUCGGUGCCUGCUAUGCGGCCGGCGGAGGAGACCCCGCCAUCCCGGAGGAGGUGUGGAAUAUCAAACAGAUGAUUAAAUUAACACAAGAACAUAUAGAGGCACUGCUAGACAAAUUUGGAGGAGAACACAACCCACCGUCGAUAUAUUUAGAGGCCUAUGAAGAGUACACCAGCAAACUUGAUGCGCUACAGCAGAGAGAACAGCAGUUAUUAGAAUCCAUGGGAAAUGGAACGGAUUUCUCUGUCUCCAGUUCAGCUUCAACAGACACAGUUGCAUCAUCUUCCUCCUCUAGCCUCUCCAUAGCACCUUCAUCCCUUUCAGUUUAUCAAAACCCUGCUGAUAUGUCACGGAAUAACCCUAAGUCUCCGCAGAAGCCUAUUGUUAGAGUCUUCCUGCCCAACAAGCAAAGGACUGUGGUUCCAGCAAGAUGUGGGGUGACGGUCCGAGACAGCCUAAAGAAAGCUCUGAUGAUGAGAGGUCUUAUCCCAGAAUGCUGUGCUGUUUACAGAAUACAAGAUGGAGAGAAGAAGCCAAUUGGCUGGGACACGGACAUUUCCUGGCUUACGGGAGAGGAGUUGCAUGUGGAAGUCUUGGAGAAUGUGCCACUCACGACACACAAUUUUGUACGAAAAACAUUCUUCACAUUAGCAUUCUGCGACUUUUGUCGAAAGCUGCUUUUCCAGGGAUUCCGGUGCCAGACAUGCGGCUACAAAUUUCACCAGCGCUGUAGUACAGAAGUGCCACUGAUGUGUGUUAAUUAUGACCAACUCGAUUUGCUGUUUGUCUCCAAGUUCUUUGAACAUCACCCCAUACCGCAGGAGGAGGCCUCCUUAGGAGAGACCACCCCAGCAUCUGGAUCGUACCCCUCAGUGCCCCCCUCAGAUUCUGUUGGACCACCAAUUCUCCCUAGUCCUUCUCCUUCAAAAUCCAUUCCAAUCCCACAGCCCCUCCGACCAGCAGAUGAAGACCAUCGGAAUCAAUUUGGGCAACGUGACCGAUCAUCUUCAGCUCCCAAUGUUCACAUCAAUACAAUCGAGCCAGUCAAUAUUGAUGACUUGAUUAGAGACCAGGGUUUACGAGGAGAGGGAGGUUCAGCUGCAGGUUUGUCUGCAACACCUCCUGCCUCUUUGCCUGGGUCCCUCACCAAUGUGAAAGCGUUACAGAAAUCACCAGGACCCCAACGGGAAAGGAAAUCAUCCUCAUCCUCAGAAGACAGAAAUAGAAUGAAAACCCUUGGUCGACGGGAUUCAAGUGAUGAUUGGGAGAUACCAGAUGGACAGAUCACUGUUGGACAAAGGAUAGGAUCUGGAUCAUUUGGAACAGUCUACAAAGGAAAGUGGCAUGGUGACGUGGCAGUGAAAAUGUUGAAUGUUACGGCACCCACACCUCAACAGUUACAGGCUUUCAAAAAUGAAGUAGGAGUGCUCAGGAAAACACGACAUGUGAAUAUCCUGCUUUUCAUGGGUUAUUCAACAAAACCCCAGUUGGCUAUUGUUACACAAUGGUGUGAAGGGUCCAGCUUAUAUCACCACUUACACAUCAUUGAGACCAAAUUUGAAAUGAUCAAACUAAUUGAUAUUGCACGACAGACUGCACAAGGCAUGGAUUAUUUGCAUGCCAAGUCAAUCAUCCACAGAGACCUCAAGAGUAAUAAUAUUUUUCUUCAUGAAGACCUCACAGUAAAAAUAGGUGACUUUGGUCUAGCUACAGUGAAAUCACGAUGGAGUGGAUCACAUCAGUUUGAACAGUUGUCUGGAUCUAUUCUAUGGAUGGCCCCGGAAGUUAUUAGGAUGCAAGAUAAAAAUCCGUAUAGCUUUCAGUCGGAUGUGUAUGCAUUUGGGAUUGUUCUUUAUGAAUUGAUGACUGGACAGUUGCCAUACUCAAACAUCAACAACAGGGACCAGAUAAUUUUUAUGGUGGGACGAGGAUACCUAUCUCCAGACCUCAGCAAAGUACGGAGCAACUGUCCAAAAGCUAUGAAGAGGCUAAUGGCAGAAUGUUUAAAAAAGAAAAGAGAUGAGAGACCCCUUUUUCCACAGAUUCUUGCCUCCAUUGAGCUUCUGGCCCGGUCAUUGCCAAAAAUUCACCGCAGUGCAUCUGAGCCCUCAUUAAACCGGGCUGGCUUCCAGACAGAGGAUUUUAGUCUAUAUGCUUGUGCUUCUCCAAAAACACCCAUCCAAGCAGGGGGAUACGGAGAAUUUGCAGCGUUCAAGUAGCCACAGCACCAUGGCAGCACCCACUCUGUUAUUUAAGUCUUGUGUUCCUACAGUUUCUUAACAUCAAAACUCUAUUCUGCUCCGCAAAAUCUAAAGUAAUUUAGAAAAGAUAUCCAUAAGCUUAAAAGUGGAGCAGAAUGGAACUGCCAGUCCAACACAAUGGGAAAAAGUACCUUUUUGGGAACCAGAAUCCUCUGCUGCCAGUUUCUCCUUCAACACAAACCACCACGUGCAUUCGGAGACCCGCAGUGGCUGCCUGUGCCGUUGGCAUCAUUCCCAGGAGAGAGGAGAGGGCGCUCGUGGUUUGACUGUGGUGCUCGGGUAUGAGGGGAUGGAACUGCUGCUGCAACUUAGGAGACUUGCUUUGGAUGGUCUGCCAGUCAGCUUUGUCCCUCUAACAACGUACCAUCAGAGGCUGAAUAUCUGAUGAGUGCUAAUUUCAAAGAAUCAUCCUCCGUUCUGACCUUUUUUUUUUUCCCUGGUGUACUCAACUGAUUUAUGGACAAUGCAGUAUCCCCUUUUCACUGUAUUACAGUGUCAAACACCACAAUCUGUUUAUGUUAUUGGGUUUUAUUCCAGUAAAACUGAAAGUGUGGGCUGAUGGGAGCUGGAGAAGGUGUGUUACGCUGAAGGCAAAGAGAUUAAUCUGAAGGAAAAGGGGAUGCUGCUGCACCUUUUUUCAGAUUUACUUUAUCACUACUUAAAAAAAACAAGCAACAACCACCAACCUUAACCUUUUCCUUUUCCAGUAUUUUCUUGGUGUGUGCAUAUACAACAUCUUUGAGAAGGAUUAGGUACAUCCUUCUUUUGUUGGUCCAGCAACAAACUGAAGUUUUAAAGAAAAAAAAAUGUAGCGAGAUUGUCCUCUCUUUUAUUUUUUUUCUUUUGUAUCAUAUGAUACAAUGUAUUUAUCAAAGAUGCUACCACAGCAUCUGAAGUCUGUAGAAUUCCUGAUACAGACUGUGAAUGGUGUAUGUACCUACUUUAAAAGUUUUAUUUUAAACGAGGGUGCAGGUUAAUGCCAGGUACCUUACCAAUAUGUAAUGUUUUCAUAAAUGAGGAAAAAAGUUCUCAGGUUGAACUGAAUACAAAUACAAAAACCCCCUAGAAUUAGACAUUCCGAAAAUUAUGUUUUGGUACUUUCAAGAACUUUUUUUAGAGGAUUUUUAUCCUGUUAACUAAAUGUCCUCUGAUAAGUGUGUGUGUAAAUGUGGAGCAUCUUGUCCUAGUGGCAAGCUGUCAGAUGAAAACAAAACGGUACUUGCUGGAUCCACGCUGACUACUUCUCCUCCCAUUGCUUUCUUCCCUGUCAUCUCUUCCCUUCCGUUUGUCUUUCCCUUUUGUACACUUUGCAAACUAGGAUGAAGGUGGCGGUAUCUCCAUUAGAGUGCUUUGUUUUCCUGUCCUCCAAUCCUGGUUUUCAAAUGGUCGGUAGCUUUUUCACAAGUUACCCAAUCAGGGAAAAAAAAGAAUUCAUCAUAAAGUUCUGCACAUCAUUUACCUCUAGUAGAAUAUCUUGUGAUGUGAUCUGUUUGCAGAGUUCUCUGGUAUGUGGUAUUACGUGUAAAUUAUUUGUACAGAGGCGAGUCAGACCACAUUAGAAAGAAAUUCAAGCUCAGACGGAAGCUUUCAGAAUUUGAUUCCUGUCUGCCCUGUACUGCUCCAGGUGAGGCAGGAGAACUGACCCCCCUCUGGCAGGGAGAUGCUUGCUGGGGAGUGGGAGGUGGCAGGGGGGGCUGUUAAACAAAAUCGUGACAAAUACAUGAAGGAAUUAAAUGUGUGUGAAUGUGGUGUCCGUGCUAAAUGUGGGUGUAUGGGGUGAGGACACUGUCUUGCCCUCCCUAGGAGAGUCGGACUGUUUCUGCAGAAGGUUGCUCCCAGGGGAAGAGAGAAACGCACAUCAGUAGUGGAACGUGCUUUUAAAACCCUGGAGUUCUGCAGUGUUGCUGGUAGUCUGUUAGGUUUGUCAGUAAAUGUUUACUGGGGUUAUAGGGACCGGACUAAUCUGAAGUGGGAAUUAUAACUGAAAUACUGUGUAUUCAUAUUAAUUCCACAAACAUUAGCAAGACAGCAAUAGUGAAUGACUUAAUAGUCACUACAAGAAUGAAGUGAUUCAUGUUGGUACAUGAAUAGAAUUGAUUCUGUGUACAGGAUGCAUUUUAAAAACAAAACAAAACAAAAAAAAACAAAAAAGAAAGCACAAUUUUUUUCUUGUCAGCUGUGGGCCUUCAGAUGCUGUAAGGGUUUUUUCCUUAUUGAGAUUGGCAGGAAUUUAAGCCGUAGCAAUAGCCACUUUCCAGUGUGGAGAAGCUGAUGAGCGAGCAGUGGUGUGCAGACUGGUGAGAUUGGAGGGCUCCCUGGUGAUUGUCUGAGGCCAAACACCAAAGAGAUGGAAGGAGCCUGGAGCCACUAGGUUCAGCAGGCAAGUGAGAGCAUUUAGAGAUACAGAAUCCUAGAGGGUGAAGUGGUCGGUGCUCACUCGCCUUCCACCCUGUGCAUUGCUCCAGCCCCAGGCUGUGACUGAAUUUGUAUAUGUCGGGCAUACUGGAAAUUAAUAUUAAUCUCGAAAGAAACUUAUUGGAGCAAGUACGUACAGGUGGUUCAACAGUCAUUUAUUUCACAGAGCUUGUUAAAAGCCCUACUUUCCUUCCACAAGGUCAUGCUGGCAGAAGAUUGUCUGCUAAAAUGCAGCUGUUAGGAUUUUCAGUCUGUCUUUGCUUACAAUGAACUAAUUUUUGUGAAGAUUCGUUACCCAUUAGUCUACAGUAUGCUUCUUGAGCCUGUAGGAAAAGCACAAGGAAAACUGCUAUCCUUGUCCAUGCAAAGCACUUUAUAAGUAAAACGUGAUCUUUGGGGUUUUUUUGUUUUUGGGGUUUGUUUGUAGUUUUGGUUUUCUGUUUUGUUUUUUUUUUCCCUGAGGAAUGUGCAAGUUGUUUGGCUGCUGUUUAGAAAAGUCCUUUCAGGAUGCAUUUCUACUGGUUUUCACGUUUGUUUGUUUCCCUCCAGAUAGCUGUUAGUGUUGUGUGUUUGUCCGUAAGAGGUCCCACGUAAUACUCAUACAAAGCUUGGGAAGAAAUUUGGUUUGUAAAUAAUUUGGAUUAUUAUUUUUUCUCCGUCUUUUUCCUUCAGGAGUUUUUCUGGAUGUCUUGCAUGCCAUCAGAACCAGUCUUAAAGGUGCCCCGUAGAUGCAUAGUGAAUGGGCAGAUAAUGGAGU
Messenger RNA from Cuculus canorus (common cuckoo), 5570 nucleotides. It is a transcript of the gene BRAF, whose product is annotated as B-Raf proto-oncogene, serine/threonine kinase. Gene Ontology annotation, molecular function: ATP binding; protein kinase activity. The transcript is spliced from 19 exons. The record is from RefSeq and is a predicted model, not a curated record. NCBI's taxonomy places the organism in Eukaryota, Metazoa, Chordata, Aves, Cuculiformes, Cuculidae. Gene Ontology annotation, cellular component: mitochondrion; cytosol; plasma membrane. The coding region runs from base 47 to 2356 and encodes 769 amino acids. Gene Ontology annotation, biological process: protein phosphorylation; signal transduction.